AUGGCCCCAGGGGUACAUGUGUUUAAUUCGGAAAAGCAGAUAAACGAUGCAAGCACCACGAAUAAUACAGACUCACAGAGCGAAGUGUUGCUGAGUGGUUGUUGGUCUGUUCGCCGAGCUUGGCAGUUGGACUGCGGAGACAUCAACGGAACGCUCGGAAAAGAAGAAAUAUGUGAACUACUGGAAUUGUGUAUGACAACCUACUUUGAGUUCAAUGGAGAAUAUUACGAACAGAUCAAAGGAGCGCCAAUGGGGUCACCAAUCUCUGGAUUCAUCGCGGAAAUUACAAUGCAGAAACUGGAGCGAAUCGUACUACCAGAUAUCAAACCGAAAAUAUGGGUACGAUAUUUAGACGACAUAUUCGCUGUUGUAAAGAAAAAGGAACGGACUGACUGGGUCAAAGGAAGACAAUCACGAAAAACAGAAGGCGGAUCAAAUGAGCAAAACCCACCCCACAAAGCAAGAAGGAAACGACCGAAUCACAAUAUGACAACCACAUAA
Messenger RNA from Opisthorchis viverrini, 501 nucleotides. RefSeq lists its product as hypothetical. Lineage: Eukaryota; Metazoa; Platyhelminthes; Trematoda; Opisthorchiida; Opisthorchiidae. The record is from RefSeq and is a predicted model, not a curated record. Bases 1 to 501 code for a protein of 166 amino acids. The transcript is spliced from 2 exons.